This is a messenger RNA of Elaeis guineensis (African oil palm), 1967 nucleotides long. The record is from RefSeq and is a predicted model, not a curated record. NCBI's taxonomy places the organism in Eukaryota, Viridiplantae, Streptophyta, Magnoliopsida, Arecales, Arecaceae.
CUCCCCGCUCUGAGGCCACUGCAUUCAUUUAUGGCUCCGGCUGCCAUCCCAUCCCCUCGUCCGAAACCCACCCUGGCCGUCACUUGUCCGCCCCCCUCGGGUGAGUAUAUUUAAUGCCUCCGAGGCCGCCUCCAUCAAUAAAUGGGAGACAACAACGCUUGCCUCGGUGUCCCGAACCAGGUGGAAUUAUGGCGAAAGGCUAGCAGAAGAGAGGAGAGAGACAGAGAGAGAAAGGGAGAGAUGCCACGGAGGAAGGUCGUGUUAGAGCCCCACCCCACCGAGCAAGCUCGGAUGCAGUGCUACUUGACUCGAAGGAAUGGUAUUAAGAAGAAGGUGAGGGAGCUCUCCAUCCUCUGCGAUGCCGAUAUUGCCCACCUCUCCAUCCCUCCUGCAGGAGAGCCUUCGCUGUUCCUCGGCGCCCACACUGACCUGCUGUCAAUUCUAGAUAGAUUUGCAAGUAUUGAUCCUGUUAUGCGAGAGAGGAGGAGGCAGCAGGUUAUUGAUUCACUGAAAAAUGCCUAUAGAAAGAGAGGUCAUGAAAUCAAUACUGACAGUCUGCUUCAGCAUAACAUGUCUGGAUCUGAUGAGGCUGAUGAAUGUCGCAAUCGGAUAAGACAAGUGCAAGAGAAAAUUGAUGCAGUAAACAGGAACUUGAGCCAUUGGAGAAACCCAGGUGCCAUCGAUGACAUACUUGAGGUUGUUGUGAAGGAGGAAAUAUUGCGUAAUUCUCUGAAACUUGUACGCGAACAGAAGGCACGCUUGGAGCAAAGAAAUGGAGCUCCAGAUUCCACCACCUUGGAGGUUUUACAGUUACCAUAUUUUGCCUUCACACAACAUUCCAAUCCUCAACCUGUGCAAGGAGCUUUGUGGCAAGAAUUACCUCAGCGAGAUCCUGCACAUCAAAAUGCAUGUGAAGGACCAGUGGGCAUUGGAGCUGGAUUUAAUCUUCCUCUAUCUAGACAAAUUAUCCAAAACUCACUUGGCCAAGAAAACCCAACCAAUUUGGAAGCCCUGGUGUCUGAAUAUCGAGCGAACCCCAACCAGCCAACCUCAAAUGAAGUUUCUAACAAUCUGCUGCCACAGUGGGUGUCCAGUUUUCCAGGAAUGUCAAAUGUGCCUAUUCUGGACAUCAUUUCAGAUUCAAGCUUUCAUUCUCAAAGGCAGAUUACUCAAAGUGCUAUGAAUCAUGAAUUUCUUGCUUCUACUGAGGCUUGCUUGGAAGAAAGAUUUGGAGUUUCAAAUUCCAACACUUCUGAGGUGCCAUGUUUUGGUUUUGCACCCAUUUCCAGUCUACCUGUGGAAGGAACUUUGAACCAAGUGCCACCUGAUCGAGAUCUUGCCCUUCCUCCCCUUCCGGAAGUAUUUGUAGAAACAGCGGAUAAUGGAGCUGGAUUUAACAUACAGCAGUAUGACCAAACUGCCCAAAAUUUGCUUAGCCAUGUAUAUCCAACCAAUUUGGAAACCUGGAGACCUAUCGAUGUGGAUAGACCAUGGGAAGGUGUUUUGAACUACGUGCCAUCCCAGCAGGACUCCCAUCUUCUUGUCCCUUCUCAGUGGGAAAAUACAAACAUGCAAGGACUGGGACACAUACAAACAUGCAACAGGGACUUCAAUUUUGGCUGUUCUCAUAACCAGGCUGCUCUUGAUUCCUUUGGCCCUGAAAACCUUAGGGGAGCUGGGUCUUUUGCUGAUGAUCCCUACAUCAACUGCAACAGUGGUGGUCACUUUCAGAGUGGAAACCUUUUGUUCCAGCACAAUGAUCUGUUACAUUUUUGAACGACUCAGUAAGUCAAAGACAGCUUAUUGACUGACUCUCUUUGCAUGGGAACCAUAGGAUUUUGAACACCCCCUGUUUCAUUGGAUUUACUUGCCCAAGGAGCGUGGUUGAUAUGUCAGUCUUUUCUAAUUGUUAUCGUGAGUCAAGUACAAUCGCGUGUGUGCGCAUCAUUAAAUAAUGAUUUGCACUG